This is a messenger RNA of Nannospalax galili (Upper Galilee mountains blind mole rat), 1418 nucleotides long. RefSeq names its product GSG1 like (gene Gsg1l). The coding region runs from base 25 to 984 and encodes 319 amino acids. Gene Ontology annotation, cellular component: plasma membrane. Lineage: Eukaryota; Metazoa; Chordata; Mammalia; Rodentia; Spalacidae. The record is from RefSeq and is a predicted model, not a curated record. The transcript has 7 exons.
ACUUCGCGCGGAGCUGCGGGCGGCAUGAAGACGAGCCGCCGCGGCCGAGCGCUCCUGGCCGUGGCCUUGAACCUCCUGGCGCUGCUCUUCGCCACCACCGCCUUCCUCACCACGCACUGGUGCCAGGGCACGCAGCGGGUGCCCAAGCCGGGCUGCGGCCAGGGCGGCGGCGCCAACUGCCAGGACUCGGGCGCCAACGCCACAGCCAACGGCACGGCCGCCCCGGGUGCGGCCCGUGAGCCCUACAGCUGGGAGACCGCGGACGAGCGCUUCCUGCUGCGCCGCUUCCACACCGGCAUCUGGUACUCCUGCGAGGAGCAGCUCGGCGGGCUCGGUGAGAAAUGCCGCAGCUUCAUUGACUUGGCCCCAGCUUCGGAGAAAGGGGUGCUGUGGCUGUCCGUGGUCUCCGAGGCACUGUACAUCCUCCUGCUGCUGGUCGGCUUCAGCCUCAUGUGUCUCGAACUCGUCCACUCCAGCAGCGUCAUAGACGGGCUCAAACUCAAUGCCUUCGCGGCUGUCUUCACGGUGCUGUCAGGCCUCUUGGGAAUGGUUGCCCACAUGAUGUACACACAGGUGUUCCAGGUGACCGUGAGCCUCGGCCCUGAAGACUGGAGACCUCAUUCCUGGGACUACGGGUGGUCCUUCUGCCUGGCCUGGGGCUCGUUUACCUGCUGCAUGGCGGCCUCUGUCACCACACUCAACUCCUACACCAAGACGGUCAUUGAGUUCCGGCACAAGCGCAAGGUCUUUGAGCAAGGCUACCGGGAGGAGCCGACCUUCAUAGAGCCUGAGGCCAUCAAGUACUUCCGGGAGAGGAUUGAGAAGGGAGAUGGGAGUGAGGAAGAAGACUUCCGACUAGCCUGCCGUCACGAGAGAUACCCCACCCGGCACCAGCCACACAUGGGAGACUCCUGGCCACGGAGCUCAGCUCAUGAGGCACCAGAGCUGAACCGCCAGUGCUGGGUGCUAGGGCACUGGGUGUGAGGAGACCUACCCCAGCCCUAGCCCUCCUGCCAUCCCUGGCCUCACCCCUCCCAUAGGACAUGGAAGCCUCAUCUGUGUGCUGUGGACCCAGCCCUCCUGCCACAGAGAUACCAAGCCUGCCCUGCCACUGCUGUCUGGAUCUUGGGGCCCCAGAGAUGGGGCAGGCUGGCCUGAGGGACUGCACAGGAUGCACAGAGACUUGGAAACAGCAGUUGCCACUAUACUGGGAGCCCAAUCCAGCUGGGAAGCCAUGAAGGACCUCUGAAUGCUGGACACCCACAACCACCCACAGAGCCAAGCAGGUGCCUAGAGAGGCAAGGCCCUGUGGGGACAAGGUGGGGUGGAGGGCUUCCUGAAAGAGGGGCACUGGCCAGCUCUGCAGAAGUCACAUAGCAGGCAUACAGCAGGGGCUCAAUAAAUGCUUGUUGAACCUG